AAAACUUGAUUGUAUUUAGUGAUUUAAACAUAAGCGAGCAUAUAUUUUGUUAAUUAAAUUGAUUAAAUAAGUUUAAUACAACUCUAAAUAUACUUAGUAGUGAGUUUAGACGUGCUAUUGCCUGGAUACCUAAGUUCAAUAAGAUUUCAGAAAAGGCAAAGAUGUCGGAAGAAUCAGCGCAGGCGCAGGACUCCGUGGAGCAGGUGACGCGCGACGUCAAGGACGUCUCGCUGGAGAACGGGAACGGCUCGGCGCCCGCGUCGGCCAACGGAACGCCCGCCAAGAACGAAGACAAUGCCGUGCCGCUUAAGGAUGCGUUCAAAGCCUUUUCUAAGUUCGGCGAUCCAAAAUCUGACGGGAAGCACAUUACUUUAUCACAAAGUGACAAGUGGAUGAAGCAAGCCAAGGUGAUCGACGGCAAGAAGAUUACCACCACAGACACCGCCAUAAACUUCAAGAAACUUAAAUCGCUCAAAGUUGGGCUUGAAGAUUACCAGAAAUUCCUCGAGGAAUUGGCCAAGAGUAAAAAGGUCGAGGUUGAAGACAUAAAAAAGAAACUCACCACUUGUGGACAGCCAGGAAUAACAUCUCAUGUGACAAAAUCCCAAGCCGCCGCAGCAGCCGUGGACCGACUUACAGACACCACCAAGUACACUGGCUCCCACAGGCAGCGGUUCGACGAAACCGGCAAAGGCAAGGGCAUCGCCGGCAGAAAGGACCUCGUCGACGGCUCCGGCUACGUGUCCGGGUACCAGCACAAGGACACGUACGACAAAACUCACUAAACAAAACUACAUCAUUCUAUAAAGCGGCUACAAGGUAUUCGUAACCACGUAUGUAGUUCCCAAUAAUUGAUUGUCAAACACAAACGAUUUGAUUCGACCUGUGUGGCAAGAAUUGGCGUCCAUUUCAAAUUAAAAGUACGCGCGAAAAAUACGACCAUUUGUAAAAGUGCAUAAAUUAGAUUGUGGAAGACUUUCAUUCAGUGCCAUUAUUGAGUGGCAUUCCUCAUCCUCUAGCAUUCCAAUAAUUCGAUUCAAUAGCUUUCUUAAUAUCUAUUACAUUACACUAUGUUACUUCAGAAAAUUUUGGGGCACUGUUAAUGCUCCCUGUUUUACCUACCUAAUAUUUACGCACACAUAGACCAAUAUAAAUUACGCCUAACUACAAUCUAACAAAUACUAAAAAAUAAGUUCUCAAACAAAGAAACUAAGUACCUACCGUUUGAGUGACUGAUAUUGCACAAUAUUUAUAACUCGCAUGUUUUACCUCUUUUAUAAUGUAACUUUUUUCUAAAUUUACAUUUACGUGAUUGAAUAAUUUAGAAAAUCAUUCUAUAGUUGAACAAAGAUCUCGUUUAGAAGUGCAAAAACGGGAAUAAUGUAGUCGACAACCCUUGCAGGUCAUUUAUCAAAAAUUCUAUACCUGUAUAAAUCGAUAAGGAUUUCCGCAAACUUUUUAAAAUUUAAUUAACGAUUAAUAAUACAUAUAAUUCAAUAAUAAAUAUAUCCGAUUGAAUAAAUUUGGUAUUUCCAAAGAAAAGAAACAAAACAAUCAAGUAAUAGAAGUUUUAACAUAGGAAAUAAUGUGUUGUCCGUUGUUAUUUUAUAAAACAACACUGCAAAACUACUAAGAGAAAGAUUAAAGUGAGGUGCCAAAUAGAUUCAACCGGAUUAACUAAUUAAAAAAAAGAAACAUUUAUUUUAUUAAGUACAGUAUACCUAAUUUAUUUUUUGUAUUGUCCUAGAGUUCUAGAACGUAAUAUUAUAGCAUUUAGCAAACCAAUACAGCUUUGUAUGUUGUGCAUUCCUUCACAUCCUUAACUAGGAUUUAUUUUUAUUCAAAUAAUAUGUAGUAACUUACACUUAGAUAAGCACUCAUAAGAUUCUUGAAAUAUAUUUGUUUUCUAGUCCUAAGUAAGCUGGUAAUUAUCUAUGUUGGUAUCACUAAAAGGUAUUUAAAAUUUUCAAGUAUUUACCCUUAUAAUAAUAUGAUCAUGAAUUCAAAUAUUUAAGUCCAAAACUUGUAAGGAAUCAAAAAGUACAAAUUGGAGAUACUACACAAAAUUUGUAUAAAAUGAUGCAGCUACGACUUCAUAAAUAUGUGAUGUGUUUUUUUCAAAAGGUUGUUUUAGUAUUUUUUGUACAUAAGCAUUUUAGUAAAUACAUAUAAAAUACGUAUGUUGUAAGUUUAUUUUAAUGUAAUAUCACACUCACAUAUUGUUGAGGUUUGUGCUUUAUUUAUUACUUGAAUGGUUCUUGUAAACAUGAUAAUAAGAUAACCACUAGGUGUUACACCUAAAAUGUAUUUUGUUAUUUUAUCGAAAUAAACAUAUUUUACUUCCA
Molecule: messenger RNA, 2345 nt
Organism: Ostrinia nubilalis (European corn borer)
Lineage: Eukaryota; Metazoa; Arthropoda; Insecta; Lepidoptera; Crambidae
Gene: ringer
Product: tubulin polymerization-promoting protein homolog
Exons: 4
Coding region: 162-785 (207 amino acids)
Biological process (GO): microtubule bundle formation; positive regulation of protein polymerization; microtubule polymerization
Cellular component (GO): microtubule
Molecular function (GO): tubulin binding
Source: RefSeq, a predicted model, not a curated record